Messenger RNA from Neurospora tetraspora, 195 nucleotides. RefSeq lists its product as uncharacterized. The annotation marks the transcript as partial. The record is from RefSeq and is a predicted model, not a curated record. Gene Ontology annotation, biological process: intracellular transport; protein secretion. Lineage: Eukaryota; Fungi; Ascomycota; Sordariomycetes; Sordariales; Sordariaceae. The transcript has 2 exons.
ACCGCGCUCUUCAACUUCCAAUCCCUCCUCCUAGUCAUCAUCCUCCUUGUCUGCACUUCGACACACGUACAUCAGAUCUUCCCCGCGAUCCUCGACCGGAACAAGGAUGGCUUGAUGGGCAUCUUCUGGAAGUGCGCGAGGAUAGGCGAGCGGUUGAGUCCGUAUGUUAGCAUAUGUUGUGUCCUCAUGGCGGUA